This is a messenger RNA of Gaeumannomyces tritici R3-111a-1, 2154 nucleotides long. RefSeq names its product aspartyl-tRNA synthetase. Gene Ontology annotation, biological process: aspartyl-tRNA aminoacylation. The transcript has 2 exons. Lineage: Eukaryota; Fungi; Ascomycota; Sordariomycetes; Magnaporthales; Magnaporthaceae. The record is from RefSeq and is a predicted model, not a curated record. Gene Ontology annotation, cellular component: cytosol; cytoplasm; aminoacyl-tRNA synthetase multienzyme complex. Gene Ontology annotation, molecular function: RNA binding; aspartate-tRNA ligase activity; ATP binding. Bases 116 to 1897 code for a protein of 593 amino acids.
UCACCUAAACUUGGCGAGGUAACUAGGUGACGCAGAGCAUCGCCAAUCGAAUCCAAACCGGUCGGCAGCCUUCAAUUCGAAAGGCAGAAACACGGGCGACGCACACUCGACCAACAUGUCGGAGGCACAACCAGCCGAGACGAAGCCGGCCGAGGCCCCAGCGGCCGCUGCUGCCCCCGCGGUAGCCGAGGGUGCCGAGGGCGCCGAGGGCGCCGAGGGCCCCUCCAAGAAGGCGCUGAAGAAGGCGGCGGCGGCGGCCAAGAAGGCGGAGCAAAAGGCGGCCAAGGCGGCCGAGGUGGCGCUGCGGCAGGCACAAUCUGCGGCCGGGGCGGCGGGCGGCAGCGGCGGCGAGGACCUCGCCAAGGACAACUACGGCGGCUCGGCGCCGGCGGGCAGGCUCACGAGCCCCGAGAUCUCCCUCGCGACGCUGGGCGAAGCGGACGUGGGCAAGACGGUGCACCUGUUCGCGUUCCUGCAGAACUCGCGCAUGCAGGGGGCCAAGAUGUGCUUCGUGGAGCUGCGCGAGCGCGGCACGUGGGCGGUGCAGGGCAUCGUGGCGGCGUCGGCCGAGGGCGCGCCCGUCAGCCGGCCCAUGGUCAAGUGGGUCGGGUCGCUUUCCGUCGAGGCGUGGGUGUUGGUCGAGGCCGAGGUCAAGCGCGCGCCCGAGCCGGUCAAGAGCGUGCGCGUGAGCGGGUUCGAGCUGCACAUCUCGCGCUUCUUCUGCCUCAGCCCGGCGCCGCAGAUGCUCGGGCUGACGCAGACGGCGGCCAACAACCACUUCUCCAACGAGGAGGACGCGGCGCCCGAGGGCGGAGCGGCCGCCGUCACGGCCAGCCUCAACACGCACCUCGACUACUUUGUCCUCAGCAAACGGUCCGCCGUGCGCAGCGCCAUCGCUGAUGUGCGCGAGACGACCAAGCAUCUGUUCCGGUCGUACCUGCGCGACAAGGGCUUCCACGAGUUCGAGUCGCCCUGCAUCAUCGAGGCGGCCAGCGAGGGCGGCGCCAACGUCUUCUCGGCCGACUACUUUGGCAAAAAGGUCUACCUGGCGCAGUCGCCCCAGUUCUACAAGCAGUACGAGAUCGCGGGCGGCAGGCAGCGCGUGUUUUGCGUCGGCCCCGUCUUUAGGGCCGAGAACUCGAACACGCCCCGACACAUGACCGAGUUCACCGGACUCGAUAUGGAAAUGGUCAUCAAGUGGCACUACCACGAGGCGCGCGACAUGCUCGAGGAGGUGCUCCUGCACAUCUUCCGCGAGCUCAAGAAGCAGUGCCCCGAGCAGAUCGAGACGGUCCGGGCCGUGUUCCCGGCCGACGACUUUGCGCUGCCCGAGCCCGGUAAGGAGGUGCGCCUGACGUUCGCCGAGGGCCAGAAGCUUCUGCGCGAGGAGGGCCCCGAGGAGUUCCGCAACGUGCGCGACGACGAGGACAUGUCGACGCCGCAGGAGAAGGCGCUGGGCGAGAUCAUACGGCGCAAGUUCGGCACCGACUUUUACGUGCUCGACAAGUUCCCCGAGUCGGCCCGGCCCUUUUACACCAUGGAGGACCCGGCCGACGACUCGGUCACAAACGCCUACGACUUCUUCAUGCGCGGGCAGGAGAUCAUGUCGGGCGGGCAGCGCAUCCACGACCCGGAGCUGCUCGAGAAGCGCAUGCGGCGCAAGGGGCUCGAUCCAAAGUCCAAGGGCCUCCAGGGCUACGUCAACACCUUCAGGCAGGCCGGCGUGCCGCCCCACGGCGGCGGCGGCAUCGGCCUCGACCGCGUGGUGCAGUUCUUCCUCAACCUCAACAACGUCCAGUACUCGGCCUUUUACCCGCGCACGCCCGCGCGCGUCCGCGACGGGCCGCCUGAGGAGGGCACCGAGGAGACCGCCGAGGCGCCUGCUGCUUCGUCCUAGGGGGUUGUCUGUAGUGUAAGAAAAGGAGGGGACGGUGGGGGGAGCAAGGAUAAUAGCUCCGAAACCAGAAUAGAAAAAAAGCUGAAAACAAAAAGAACAAAUUCAAGGAACGACAAGCUCCGCAUUGCCGAGUACCGUUUCUGUCUACUUGGGUGCCGGCCAGAUAAUCUAGAAAGCUUGAGCUUGGGUCAUCAAUCAUCUGCCGUCCCCCCGUCAUCAUCUCCGUCAUCAUCUCCUGUCCGGUCUCCCGACAAGUU